UUGUUGUUGACAGAUUUUGAGGUAAACUUUAACGUUGUGUUGAAAGUGAGUGAAUUUACUCCUCUAUUUUUAAAACAUGGACCGUCUUCUGCGCUUGGGAGGAGGCCUACCAGCCCUUGGCCAGGGACCUCCACCCAAUGAUGCUCCCGUUCCUGACACUGCUGAACAAGUUUACAUCUCAUCACUAGCAUUGUUGAAGAUGUUGAAGCAUGGCAGAGCUGGAGUUCCCAUGGAAGUGAUGGGGCUGAUGCUGGGAGAGUUUGUGGAUGACUACACGGUCCGAGUUAUUGACGUAUUUGCUAUGCCACAGAGCGGAACUGGAGUAUCAGUAGAAGCUGUAGACCCAGUGUUCCAGGCCAAGAUGUUGGAUAUGUUGAAGCAAGUUGGUCGGCCAGAGAUGGUGGUCGGCUGGUACCACUCUCAUCCAGGAUUUGGUUGCUGGCUCUCUGGAGUCGAUAUUAACACCCAGCAGAGUUUUGAGGCUCUGUCGGAGAGAGCUGUGGCUGUUGUGGUCGAUCCAAUCCAGUCUGUUAAAGGUAAAGUAGUGAUUGAUGCCUUCAGAUUAAUUAAUCCCAACAUGAUGGUUCUUGGGCAGGAGCCUAGACAGACUACUUCAAAUCUUGGGCAUCUUCAAAAACCAUCCAUUCAGGCCCUGAUCCAUGGACUCAACCGUCACUAUUAUUCUAUCCCCAUCAAAUACCGCAUGAAUGAAAGAGAACAACAGAUGCUUCUUAACCUGCACAAGAAGUCGUGGAUGGAAGGCCUGACACUCCAGAACUACAACGAGCACAGCAGUCUCAAUGAGGACACUGUUAAGGAGAUACUUAAUUUGGCCACAGCAUAUAAUAAGAGUUUGGAAGAGGAAGAGAAAAUGACCCCAGAGCAAUUAGCCAUCAAGAAUGUAGGAAAGUUAGACCCCAAGCGGCAUUUGGAGGAUAAGGUUGAAAUCCUCAUGACCUCAAAUAUUGUGCAGUGUCUUGGUGCUAUGCUGGACACUGUUAUUUUCAAGUAAAUCUCCUUUUAUUUAGUCUACAGUUUUAAAUGAAUCAGUUAUUAGUGUAAACUGGAUAUUGUACCAAGAGGAUUGUUCUGCCAUGCCUAGGAAUGAUUGCAGCAUUGUAUGACAAUAAAUACUAGAAGAUAUUGUGUGUUUUGUACCAGCAUUUUAAAACACAGCCAUUAGCCCAAAACAAAAUCAUGUAUGUAUUUAUUAUGCUCUAUAAAAUUCAAAAGGAAGAUGAAUGCAAGUAUUAUUUUUCUUGUUGCAUUUAUUUAUAUGGAAAUAAUUAAAGUUUACACUAUAUGCUUGAAGCCAUUUGCUUUGCCAUUCCUUUGGUAGCAAUUCUAAAUCCAGGUAUAUAUUCAAGCAUCAUUCUCAUGUUCCUCGUAAAUUUUCUAUAGAAAGCAAGAAUAAAUUAAAACUAGACAAACAGAAAGAAACAUUUUCCAUACCACAAUUAAGUGUUGUAAACUCUAUACUGUAAUAAAAAAAUAAUAGUU
This is a messenger RNA of Penaeus vannamei (Pacific white shrimp), 1500 nucleotides long. It is a transcript of the gene Rpn11, whose product is annotated as regulatory particle non-ATPase 11. Gene Ontology annotation, biological process: proteasome-mediated ubiquitin-dependent protein catabolic process; protein deubiquitination. The record is from RefSeq and is a predicted model, not a curated record. NCBI's taxonomy places the organism in Eukaryota, Metazoa, Arthropoda, Malacostraca, Decapoda, Penaeidae. Gene Ontology annotation, cellular component: proteasome regulatory particle, lid subcomplex. Gene Ontology annotation, molecular function: protein binding; metallopeptidase activity; proteasome binding.